AUGCAAACCAAACGACGUCAAGAUACAGAAGAUAAAUCACGAAAAAGGUCUCGCUCAGAGCUUCUGCAGACACUUUAUGUUAAUAACUUGAACGAUAAAAUAAAUCGCACUUUACUAAAGCACAACAUAUACAUUCUAUUCUCGACCUAUGGUGAAGUCUGGGAUAUCAACAUGAAAUUGCGCGGGCAAGCCCAUGUCAUCAUGGAUAGCAAAGAAACUGCUUCAGUCUGUUUGAAGGCUUUACUGGGUAUACCCAUGUUUGGGAAACAUCUUCGUAUUGACUUCUCCAAGAACAAGUCAAAACUGGUUGAACAAGCAGAAAAGUUGUUGGCAGAAGAGUGA
Messenger RNA from Clavispora lusitaniae ATCC 42720, 342 nucleotides. The record is from RefSeq and is a predicted model, not a curated record. Lineage: Eukaryota; Fungi; Ascomycota; Pichiomycetes; Serinales; Metschnikowiaceae.